Molecule: messenger RNA, 756 nt
Organism: Scedosporium apiospermum
Lineage: Eukaryota; Fungi; Ascomycota; Sordariomycetes; Microascales; Microascaceae
Exons: 3
Coding region: 1-756 (251 amino acids)
Source: RefSeq, a predicted model, not a curated record
AUGAAGAUCACACAGCACCUUGCUAUCGCCGGUGUCCUUGCUGCCACCGGCGCCAACGCGGCCACUCACAUCGUCAAGGCAGUCGCGAAACCAUCAUUUGCCUUCCAACCCAACACCGUCAACGCCAAAGUUGGAGAUUAUAUCGAGUUCCACUUUGGUCCUGCGAACCACAGCGUCGCCCAGGGAACCUUUCACAAAGCCUGUCAGCCCUCCAGUCAGGACGGCUUCUUCUCUGGCUACCUCCCCGUCGCUGAGGGUGAGAAUGAGAAAGUAUUCAAGAUCCUGGUUGAGAACGACUCCCCAUUCGUCUUCUACUGCACACAAGGCCAGCAUUGCGCAUCCGGCAUGUACGGCGUAGUCAACCCUAAUAUGCAUGGAUCCCUUGAAACCUACAAGAGCCUCGUCUCAGCCCUCGAAGACAAGAAGGGCAAGGAGCCGCAGAGGGCCGCUCCGUUUGGCGGCGCCCUCAUUGACAACCCGAGCCUCUCCAACACCAACACCAACACCGAUGACUCUAGCACGGAGAUUAAUACGGCAACUAGUCGGGGUCAAAGUCAAACAGCAUCGGCUACCUCAGCGACUCUCACCCGUGCCGCGAGUACUACUUUCAUUCCCAUCAAUGGGGGACAGGGACAGGCCACGGGGGCGGUCACGAACCCGUCCGCGACCAGCAUUCCUCAGGCCGCCGGCGGGAAGGUCCGAACGCCGGUGGGCAUCCUGCUCGGAGCUGUCGGGCUCGCAAUGCUCGGGAUCUGA